GUGUUCCCUACGUUACACGCGUUAGUAGUUACUCACUUUCCUUCUCUUCACAAACCUACUUGUUUCUCUCUCAUUUUUUCCCCACUAUAGCAUGUCUCUAAGUCUAGCCAUCAAACUACACCUGGCUUCUUCUUCUCCUUCUUUUUCCCUCCUUACCCUCAACAACCACCAACAUGCAAACAAGUUAACAACUUCCGAAACUUGUUCCAACACCAAGGUUCGUCCCAAACCCAUUUAUAGCACCAACCCUUUGAUCAUUCCCACGUGUAAAGUGAGGCCAAGAGUGCAAUACUGUGGCACCAUGAUCAAGAGUUCUUUGAUAGAGCCUGAUGGGGGGGCAUUGGUGGAUCUUGUGGUGCCUGAGGGUGAGAGGGGUGCUAAGAUCACCUUGGCUGAGUCACUGCCUAAGGUGCAGCUCACAAGGAUUGAUCUUGAGUGGGUGCAUGUGGUGGGGGAAGGGUGGGCUAGUCCCUUGAAAGGGUUCAUGAGGGAGGAUGAGUAUCUUCAGAGUUUGCAUUUCAAUUCCCUUAGGGUCAAGGAUGGUUCUGUGGUGAACAUGUCCCUUCCCAUUGUUUUGGCCAUUGAUGAUGAGACCAAAGAGAGAAUUGGAUCCUCUUCCCAUGUGGGGUUGCUCGGGCCUGAUGGAGAUUGUGUUGCAAUUCUUCGAAGUAUUGAAAUCUACAAGCAUAACAAGGAAGAAAGAAUAGCUAGAACUUGGGGAACAACUGCUCCUGGAUUGCCAUAUGUUGAGGAGGUGAUUACUCCGGCAGGAAAUUGGCUUAUUGGAGGAGAUUUGGAAGUGCUAAAACCUAUCAAAUAUAAUGAUGGCCUAGAUAACUACAGGCUCUCUCCCAAACAACUCCGUGAAGAAUUUGACAAGCGUCAAGCAGAUGCAGUUUUUGCCUUUCAGUUAAGAAACCCUGUACACAAUGGUCAUGCCUUGUUAAUGAAUGAUACUCGUAAGCGCCUAUUGGAAAUGGGCUACAAAAAUCCCAUUUUACUGCUUCAUCCUCUUGGAGGUUUUGUAAAGGCUGAUGACGUUCCCUUGGAUGUCAGGAUGGAGCAACAUAGCAAGGUCCUAGAAGAUGGAGUUCUUGAUCCUGAGACUACCAUAGUUGCCAUAUUUCCAUCACCUAUGCAUUAUGCUGGUCCAACUGAAGUACAGUGGCAUGCAAAGGCACGGAUAAAUGCAGGUGCAAAUUUCUAUAUUGUUGGUCGUGAUCCGGCUGGUAUGGGCCACCCAACUGAGAAAAGGGAUUUGUAUGACCCUGAUCAUGGAAAGAAGGUGCUUAGCAUGGCUCCCGGUCUGGAGAAGCUUAACAUUUUGCCAUUCAGGGUGGCAGCUUAUGACACUAAGGUAAACAAGAUGGCAUUUUUCGACCCAACCCGUGCUAAAGAUUUCCUCUUUAUAUCUGGAACCAAGAUGCGGGCUUUUGCAAAAAGUGGGGAGAAUCCGCCAGAAGGUUUCAUGUGCCCAAGUGGGUGGAAGGUUCUUGUCAAAUAUUAUGAAAGUUUGCUGGCAGAAGAGCCAUCACAACAGCCUGUGCUAUCUACUUAGACAUUCUUCUAAAAGUAGAAGCUUAGCAUCAAUUGAUUCCAAUGGGAGAGUGUUAAAAACACAUUUCUGGGAGUGCCAAUUUUUAUGCCUGGUCUUCCAGCUUCAUGAUCAAGAUUUAAGCAAUGCGCUAGCAUAUUUGAAUUUUUUGUACCAUAUUGAAUUGUCCUUUUCUUUUUAAGUUACUAUGACUAAAGAAUUUGUUGUGGUGCAUCAAGCAUAAUUGCAGAUGUAGUCUUCUAUCUAUGGACUCCUGUAAGACCAGUUCAAUAAGGGUGUGAGAAAUUCACAGAGCCUUGGUGCUUAUGGCUAUUUAGAGAGGGGAUAUAUGGGAUCAAGGUUUUAAAAAACGGUUCGUAACUGCAAUUGUAGUCGCAACUUGAAGGAUUUUGAGGUAUGUGUGACCACAUCAUGACCGUAAUUGUGGUUGCAUUAGCUAAAUUUGUUUACAGUAUCGAAGAUUGUGAUAAAACCGUGACUACAAUUUGAAUGAGCUAGAAAGUGGCAGUGAGAUGUGAUCACUGUUAUUCCCACUAGUCAAGUGAACCAAAUUGUGAUUUUAGAAUAAAACUAUUGUUUAUUAGGAA
Messenger RNA from Glycine soja, 2142 nucleotides. Its product is annotated as ATP sulfurylase 2-like. Gene Ontology annotation, biological process: sulfate assimilation. Gene Ontology annotation, molecular function: sulfate adenylyltransferase (ATP) activity; adenylylsulfate kinase activity. Bases 92 to 1558 code for a protein of 488 amino acids. The transcript is spliced from 5 exons. The record is from RefSeq and is a predicted model, not a curated record. Lineage: Eukaryota; Viridiplantae; Streptophyta; Magnoliopsida; Fabales; Fabaceae.